Messenger RNA from Lepus europaeus (European hare), 4481 nucleotides. It is a transcript of the gene PRKCI, whose product is annotated as protein kinase C iota. The transcript has 18 exons. Lineage: Eukaryota; Metazoa; Chordata; Mammalia; Lagomorpha; Leporidae. The record is from RefSeq and is a predicted model, not a curated record. Bases 84 to 1874 code for a protein of 596 amino acids. Gene Ontology annotation, biological process: protein phosphorylation. Gene Ontology annotation, molecular function: diacylglycerol-dependent serine/threonine kinase activity; protein binding; ATP binding.
CCUAGCGCGGCGGAGCCCUCCACGGCGCCCGGCGUGCCCCCCGCAGCCUCGGCUUCGGGCGUGGAGGCGGGGGGAGUGAGGAGAUGCCGACCCAGAGGGACAGCAGCACCAUGUCCCACACGGUCGCAGGCGGCGGCAGCGGGGACCAUUCUCACCAGGUCCGAGUGAAAGCUUACUACCGUGGGGAUAUCAUGAUAACACAUUUUGAGCCUUCCAUCUCCUUUGAAGGCCUUUGCAGUGAGGUUCGAGAUAUGUGUUCUUUUGACAAUGAACAGCUUUUUACCAUGAAAUGGAUAGAUGAGGAAGGAGACCCAUGUACAGUAUCAUCUCAGUUGGAGUUAGAAGAAGCCUUUAGGCUUUAUGAACUAAACAAGGAUUCUGAACUCUUGAUUCAUGUAUUCCCUUGUGUACCAGAACGUCCUGGAAUGCCUUGUCCAGGAGAGGAUAAAUCCAUCUACCGCAGAGGUGCCCGCCGCUGGAGAAAGCUUUACUGUGCAAAUGGUCAUACGUUUCAAGCCAAGAGGUUCAAUAGGCGUGCUCACUGUGCUAUCUGCACGGACCGAAUAUGGGGACUUGGACGCCAGGGAUAUAAGUGCAUCAACUGUAAGCUGCUGGUUCAUAAGAAGUGCCACAAACUCGUCACAAUUGAAUGUGGACGGCAUUCUUUGCCACCCGAACCAAUGAUGCCUUUGGACCAGUCAUCCAUGCAUUCGGACCACCCUCAGACAGUAAUUCCAUAUAAUCCUUCAAGUCAUGAGAGUUUGGACCAAGUUGGUGAAGAAAAGGAGGCAAUGAACACCAGGGAAAGUGGCAAAGCUUCAUCCAGCCUAGGUCUUCAGGAUUUUGAUUUGCUCCGAGUAAUAGGAAGAGGAAGCUAUGCCAAAGUACUGUUGGUUCGAUUAAAAAAAACAGAUCGUAUUUAUGCAAUGAAAGUUGUGAAAAAAGAGCUUGUCAAUGAUGACGAGGAUAUUGACUGGGUGCAGACAGAGAAGCACGUCUUUGAGCAAGCAUCUAAUCAUCCUUUUCUGGUUGGGCUGCAUUCCUGCUUUCAGACGGAAAGCAGGUUGUUCUUUGUUAUAGAGUAUGUAAAUGGAGGAGAUCUAAUGUUUCACAUGCAGCGACAACGAAAACUUCCUGAGGAACAUGCCAGAUUUUACUCUGCAGAAAUCAGUCUAGCAUUAAAUUAUCUUCAUGAGCGAGGCAUAAUUUAUAGAGAUUUGAAGUUGGAUAAUGUAUUACUGGACUCUGAAGGGCACAUUAAACUCACUGACUAUGGCAUGUGUAAGGAGGGAUUACGGCCGGGAGAUACAACCAGCACUUUCUGUGGUACUCCUAAUUACAUUGCUCCUGAAAUUUUAAGAGGAGAAGACUAUGGUUUCAGUGUGGACUGGUGGGCUCUUGGCGUAUUAAUGUUUGAGAUGAUGGCAGGAAGGUCUCCGUUUGAUAUUGUUGGGAGCUCUGAUAACCCUGAUCAAAACACAGAGGAUUAUCUCUUCCAAGUUAUUUUGGAAAAACAAAUUCGUAUACCACGUUCUCUAUCUGUAAAAGCUGCAAGUGUCCUGAAGAGUUUUCUCAACAAGGACCCAAAGGAACGAUUAGGUUGUCAUCCUCAAACAGGAUUUGCUGAUAUUCAGGGACACCCAUUCUUCCGAAACGUUGAUUGGGAUAUGAUGGAGCAAAAGCAAGUGGUGCCUCCUUUUAAACCAAAUAUUUCUGGGGAAUUUGGUUUGGACAAUUUUGAUUCUCAGUUUACUAAUGAACCUGUGCAGCUCACACCGGAUGAUGAUGACAUUGUGAAGAAGAUUGAUCAGUCUGAAUUUGAAGGGUUCGAGUACAUCAACCCUCUGUUGAUGUCUGCAGAAGAAUGCGUCUAAUCUUCAGUUCUCAGCUCUGCAUUCUGCUUGUGUUGCCAGUUAAUGCAUGGAUAAACUUGCUGCCAGCCUGAACACAGUUCACCAUUUUGUAUUUGCCACCAUCAGUAUCUUCUAGACUGUAAGAGUCAAAUAUUACAUCCUCAUGUAACUACAAGAAAGAAAUUAAGACUAGCUUCCAAACAGACAAUCAUGCCAAAAUUUAGAUAUUCUCGUUCUUCAGAGGCCUACUGAUGAGUGAUGAGUUACCUUUUUUGUUUAAAGAAAAUACCACUGCUUCUACAGGAGAGUUUCUGUUGCAUUAAGGCACAUAGUAGUAUUACAUCAUAAGCCUCCCUUAAUUUUUGUUAUUCUGUGUGAAGUUAUUUGAGGGUUUUGGAAUAUAAGAUUAAUUUAAAAUAACAACUUUUUAUAUUAAAUAUUAGUUUCAGAAUUAUUGUUUAAAAAUUCAGCUAUAAAUUAUAUCAUUGCCUUGGAUAGUUAAAUUAUUGAUUUUUAAAGCAACAAUUAUUGAAUUGGCACAAAAAGGUGUUGCUUGAUUAGAAUUGGGGAAUAUUCUUCUUGAAUAAAAAACACAUUAUAUUAAGAAUCUGCUUGUAAAUCACUAGUUUUUGAAAAUGGACACAGAUAAUUUUUAGUAUUAGAAGGCAGCUUCUGAGCUUAUCCUUCUGUGAAGACUGGAACUGGAACGUUAAUAGUUCUAAAGACCUGGAUACAGAUGGGUGGGAAAAUUGCUCAGAAUAUAGAGAAAAAAUUUAGAUACAGAAACAUACAGUGGUAAUAUUUAUUUCUUAUUGGGAAUUGAAUCCCACAGUUGCCUUUUGUGAUUUGUUUUAAGCAAUAAGAAAGCACUCAUUAACAAAUAUAUAAAAGCAUUCCAUUUAUUUCAUGGAGGCAGAAUGUAUAUUUUUCCUUGUGAUUUAGUAUACAAGAAAAUAACUUAUCUUCUGAAUGUCUUAGCUAUGCUUGUUUCUUCCCCCAAACCACCUUAUGCAUACUUUUGGGCCUGUUUAUGGAAUUUUCAAUGAAAUACAAGAAAAAUAAUAGGUAAACAUGAAUCAGUGUUGAGAACAUCUACAGUCACAAACAUCACAGUUCCAGCUCCUUGAGUGAGUUUUUGUUAAGUAGUAAUACAUGUAAUUCAUGGUAGAAUACAUUUCAGUGGCAGAGUUCUUCUGAUUUUUUUAAAUUAAUAUUAGUGUUUAAUGAUUUAUUAUUUAAAGAGGUGCCAGAUAUAACGUCCUUCUGUUUAUUUAAAAAAAUUUUUUAUGCAAAAGGAUUUAAAAAGUAUCCAUAAUCAUCUCAAGUAUUUACAGUUGCUGAAUCUUAGUAAAAUUUAAUUUUAGGAAAUCUAUUUAGGCUUAAAUUUAGAAUGAUUUAACAGUUAUAGACAUUUAAUCAUUACCUUACUUUUUCUCUUUAGAAGUGCUACAUUUCAUUAGAAAUGUGAGUUUUCCAACGUUUCUGAUCAUGUAUUUAUCUUUUCUUCAAAUAACUAAGUCUGAAAACCUCAAAAGAAAAAAUGGUUAUAUAAGUUCACAUUUGAGAGGUAUACUCAUAUGUUUCUCUUAAUGCCUAAAAUUUACUUUAAAAUUAAAAGCAGUGUUCACUUCAUAAACUUCUAGAGGAUUCUGACUCUUUCUGUCAGAAAUACACUUCUGAUCUUGCUUUCUACUGGUGCUGGUUUCUAGGGCAUUAGUUCUCAAACUGCACAGUAUGCAGUCACCUGUGGAGUUCGUUAAAAACAUACGGGGAGCCCUCAAAGAGCUCCUGGGAGAUGUGUAUCAUGAAAAAGCUAUGCAUAGGUUUCAAAAUUAUUUGCACCAAAAUAAACAUGUCAUUUAGUUCUAGUUUUCCAUGCAUUUUUUGAAGUACCCACUUAACAUUACUGGACCUGUUUUAGAAUUGCAUUGGACCUUUGGAGCUAAUUUUGAGUUUUUGUUUUUUUAAAUCCUAUGGUUAAAUUUUAAAGAGUGUUCAUGUUAGGACAUUUUGAGGAAAAGUGAGCAGUGAAUUAUAAUCUUAGCCACAAUUUUAAACAAAUUUUGAAUAAAUUCUUUAAGUUAGAUGUCUCCCUCCCCUGCCAAAAAAAAAAGAAACCUAGUUUUCUACCAAUAAUGUACAAAUUAUGACAUUUUUCUAUAAGAUUUUAACCAUUAUUCAGAGUGGUCUUUUGUUUUUAAAGCUUUUUUUAACUGAGAUUUAUUGUAUAUUUUAUACAGAAUUGCAUCACAAAUGUGUUCUUGAUUGUGUUCCUUUUUUUUUUUUUUUUUUUUUUUUUUUUUUUUGUGGUCUUUAAGUGCCAUGCCAGUUUUUUGUUUUUUGUUACAUGUUAUUGAGAAGUUCUCUCAGAAUACUCACCAGGGGAAUAAGGCAGUGGACAGUCAGAAUGCUUGAAUUGAAAUUUUGGUGUUCCAAGAGCAAACUUACAUAGCAUAGGCAUGUCGUCAGAUCAUUUUAUGCAUAUGCAGCCUUAGGCUUGUUCAGUGCCGGUACGUUGACUUUAUAAAUUCAUUUUGAUUUUUGUCAUGUAAUACUGCUGUAGCCAUCAUAAUGUAAUCUGUAUUCAUGUACUUUUUUUACAUUAAAAUCUUUAAAUAAAAUGUUCAA